AUGGACACUCCACUCCAGUAUACUCCAUCCAACCAGUAUCAGGCGGCUUCGGCUGCCAUCAUCUACAAGGGACAUUGUGAGCUUGAAAGGACUCGCUAUGUCUCUGGCAGAGUUACCGCCCCAGAUGCAGAACUCAAUGCCAUCUCGUCUGCAGUGCGCCUUGCUGUUAAGCAGGCGAACUGCCAACAUAUUAUAGUCUUUACUGACUCUAUGGGCUCAGCCCAUAGAGCAGUCGACCCUUCCGUGCACUCUGGUCAGGCUUUUAGCCUGUCAGUUUGUCGCGCUCUCCAAGAGUGGUUCGAAGCGGAUGACCUCCGCUGCAUCACCUUCGUCUACGUCCCAUCUGCUCUGCGAUGGGAUAUUCAUGGUGAGGCACACAAGUACGUCACCGAACUCAAAGUCAGAGUUGGACGUCGCAAGACGGAUAAUUCUAUAGACGCGCUACGCUCACGAGCCGCGCACUCAGUCCUGGAUUUGUGGGGUUCCACUUUCCAGGAUCCAACCUACCGAGGCUCUGAAUUCUUAGAGCUUCAACAGCCUGACGGGCGGCCGCUACAGCCAUCGUACCUCAAUGGGGGACCUUGGCUUUCAACAUUCGGACACAGUAUCACUGAGUUCGCCCGCGUUUGCCGGUGCAUAACUGGCCACGCGCCCAUUGGAGCGUAUUACCGUCGCUUCAAGAUCAAUGAGCCUCAUGGCUGCACUUGUGGGGCUGCUUUGCAGUCUCGCCAGCAUAUUCUCCUUCGCUGUCGCGAUCGCUACUCCGUGCAUUACCCCCGCUUUCUUGGGGAUAUUGCAUCUUUUAUGAAGUACAACCCCACGGUGUUUGGCUUCACCCGGGACCCUUCGGGGGUCGGAUAA
Cyclocybe aegerita is the source of this 861-nucleotide messenger RNA. The record is from the annotation of a GenBank genome assembly. NCBI's taxonomy places the organism in Eukaryota, Fungi, Basidiomycota, Agaricomycetes, Agaricales, Hemipholiotaceae.